Molecule: messenger RNA, 2614 nt
Organism: Sinocyclocheilus grahami
Lineage: Eukaryota; Metazoa; Chordata; Actinopteri; Cypriniformes; Cyprinidae
Product: phosphatidylinositol 3-kinase regulatory subunit gamma-like
Exons: 14
Coding region: 740-2614 (624 amino acids)
Biological process (GO): insulin receptor signaling pathway; phosphatidylinositol phosphate biosynthetic process
Cellular component (GO): phosphatidylinositol 3-kinase complex
Molecular function (GO): 1-phosphatidylinositol-3-kinase regulator activity; protein binding
Source: RefSeq, a predicted model, not a curated record
ACUACAGCACUAGUCUGGCUGGAUGUCUGACUCAGCCACGCAGGUUAUUUGGGAAUAUAUUUUAAACGCAUGUUUUAACUAAACAGACCAUAUAAUGCUCGCUCGUUCCUCUUGCUUUGGACAACGCGCAUCUUGUAUUUUGGGCGGUUUGGGGAAGUGCGACAGGAGGUUUUAAGGUCUUUAUCAAGAAGAUGAACAAGGCUCUUGCUCUGGCAUUUGAUCAAUAGACUGGCAAUGUCUAUGUUAAUAUCUUUCUGACCACACCUGUUAAUGGACUGAGAGGUUACUUCAAUAAAAGUUUAAUUUCUAUAUGUGGACUAGUGCCAACGCUGCAGAAAAGCCCAUCGUCCCGAUUCCAGGUCACUGUGUCCCCGAAUUUGUGCUACCACUGUCCUGCACCCUCGCCCGUCUGUUCAUCCCUUGCUUUAUGGGGCUGUUUUUGCUUUCUCUGACCCUGUUUUGUAUCUUGCCACAGAUUGCUAGAAUUCGCUUCAAAUAAAUUUGUACUUUUUAUGUAUGGAUCAAAUCUAGGUCUGCGCAAUAACGGCCUCUGCCCAACAUACGGUACUGUUGGAGUUUUAACCCUUGCAAGAAACACAGCUAAUUGUCAGUAAGCUCUCAGGAUUUAACCCAAGGACUUUCCAAGUGAGUUCGCACUCAGGAUUUAAACCAAUAACUUAUAUCCAGGUCAGUUUUAAACAAGCAUCAAACAUCCCAGAGCUCAUGUAAAGAACAAAUCAUGAGCUCUGACAGUUUCCAGUACCGUGCACUGUUCGAGUACAAGCAGGAGAGGGGUGACGAUAUCUCCCUGCAGCCUGGAGAUCUCCUCACAAUCAGUAAGAUGGCACUGCUGACAUCCGAUUACCAGGAGGGUGAUGAGAAGUGCCCAAAAGGCUGGCUGCAUGGCACCAAUGAACGCACAAAGGAGAAGGGCAACUUCCCCGGCACCUUUGUGGAGUAUGUUGGGGUCUUGAGGACGGGCCUUACUUCAGGGAAGCCCUGGCCGAGACCUGUACCACCAACACCUGUAGGGCCCCAGCCCCCAGGGGCCGCUGCUUCAGAGGGCCUCUGUGGAAAGGGAGAUGUUGUGGAGCAGUGCACUCUGCCUGACCAGACCCCAGCCGUGGUGCUCAGGCUGUCGGAGGCUCUAGAGAGGCUGGACUGGGAGAAUGAGCCACUGUACCGGUCUGGCCAGACCUCCGCUGGAUCCCCAGAAUUAUUGCAGGCUUUGGAAACAGAAACCCAAGGCAUGGAGGAGUGUGGACAGCAGCUGAAAAGAAUCCUUGACUCUCCCAGUGUCCCUCAGGCUAACCACCAGCUCCUGGUUCAUCUGACCCGACACCUAAGUAAGGUGGCCCAAAGUGGGGGAGCAGCUCAGGCAAGCCCUAGGCUUCUGGCUGUGGCCUACAGCGAGGCCAUCUUCAAAAACAACCACUUCAGUGCGGAUGUAAACCCAGAGCAUCAUGUAAAGAUUCUUGAGGCACUUAUCAUGGUUGGAGGCCUAGUGGAGAUACAAGCUGCUCCAGCUCUUCCUCCCAAGCCAACAAAACCCAUGACACCAGUAAAUGGCAACGGUGUGAAAGAAGCGGCCAGCGGCUCAUUGCAAGAAGCAGAAUGGUACUGGGGAGACAUAUCAAGGGAAGAGGUGAACGACAAACUGCGAGACAUGCCCGAUGGUACUUUCCUGGUACGGGACGCCUCGACCAAGAUGCAGGGAGAUUACACAUUAACGCUAAGGAAAGGUGGAAACAAUAAGCUAAUAAAGAUCUACCACCGGGAUGGGAAGUACGGUUUCUCAGACCCGCUCACGUUCAGCUCAGUGGUGGAGCUCAUCAGUCACUACAGGCACGAGUCACUGGCCCAGUACAACACCAAACUGGACGUAAAGCUCAUGUAUCCCGUCUCCCGCUACCAGCAGGAUCAGCUGGUGAAAGAGGACAACAUUGAUGCAGUGGGGAGGAAACUCCAGGAAUAUCACAAUCAAUAUCAGGAGAAGAGUAAAGAAUAUGACAGACUCUACGAGGAGCACACAAAAACCUCACAGGAGAUCCAGAUGAAACGUACUGCAAUAGAGGCCUUCAAUGAGACCAUUAAAAUUUUUGAAGAACAGUGUCAUACGCAGGAACGCUACAGUAAAGAAUACAUCGAGCGAUUCCGCAGAGAGGGCAAUGACAAAGAGAUCGAAAGGAUCAUGAUGAACUACGAGAAGCUCAAAUCCCGUCUUGGCGAGAUUCACGACAGUAAGACCCGGCUUGAACAGGACCUUAAAACACAGGCUCUGGACAACAGGGAGACGGACAAGAAAAUGAACAGCUUAAAGCCAGAUCUCAUUCAGCUCAGAAAGAUUAGAGAUCAGUACCUUGUCUGGCUCAAUCAUAAAGGUGUUCGACAGAAACGAAUAAACGAUUGGCUGGGGAUCAGAAACGAGAACACGGAUGACACCUACUUCGUCAGUGAGGAGGAUGAGAAUCUGCCACACUACGAUGAGAAGAGCUGGUUUGUGGGGGACCUAAACCGAACGCAGGCUGAGGACUUGCUACACGGCAAACCCGAAGGAGCCUUCCUCAUCCGAGAGAGCAGCAAGAAGGGCUGUUACGCCUGCUCUGUUGUGUGA